AUGAACUUUUCUAACAAUAGCACAUUUAAUAUACCUGUAGACUCUAACUCCGACACGCUUAUGGUUGCUGAUGAGGAUGAAACACCAGAAGAAACAAAUAAGAGUUCCAAUACUCAAAUGGAGGCAAUUGUGAACGCAGAACAAGACCGAGAUGAAGAUUUGUCACGGACUAAUAACAAAGAUAAUUUUAGUAUAUUAGAAAUGCCAAAAAAUGACCCGGAAGGUUUUGAGAAACAAUUAAACAUAUCAAGUCCUCUGUUAGACGAGAUGAUAGAUUCAGAAUCUGAUAGGGAAGAAACCUUAACAGACAUACUGUUUAGAUCUGGGUCGUCAGAGUUUACGCAAGAUAUGCCCAAAUUUGAAUUUCUGAUAGCUGCCAAAAUAAAUAGUAUUGAUAAUAACGGAACCAAAGAUAUAGGUAUUAGUGAUAAUAGUUUGAACAAAGUAGAACGUAACAGUAGCGAUGUAUUGCGAAAAGUUGAUUAUGUGGAGCUCGUAGAAGUAAUCAAACCGUCUAAUAUAAAUGAAAAUAAAAGCGCAUACAGUUUGACGAAUAUAACAGCGCAUAAUGUGGAUAACGAUGCCGCGCCGGACACAAUUGUGUCCAUGUUUUCAGGUUUCUCGGACGUGCAGACGUUGUUCCUCGCCUGUUUCGCCACACUGCUGCCGUUGUUGACUGUGCUCUUCGCCACGCUUCUUGUUAGAUGUAUGCUCCGGCGAUGGUGUCCCUCUUGGUGCAAGAAACCCUCAGUUUCCUCAGCAUCAGAGAGUAGCGACAAACCAGAAAAUAAUCAUGAACAGCUCAAAUCUCCAGAUGAGGGCGCGACAGACGGCGACACACCACCAGCCAACGGCUCUAUUUUCACGAUGACAUUGAAAAAUAAUCAUCUCAUUGUGGAAACAGAAGAAAGAAAUGACAUAACAAAAAACGGUCGGGAAACAAAAAUGAAAUAUUCACCAGACAAUGACGGUAUAUUUGUUGUAGAAGUGCAACAAUCAACAGCGUACAGAUCAAACAAAACACUGCCGAGUUCUCCACUCCAUGACCCUCAGAUAUCUACUAACCAAGCUCUGAUCCACAGGGUGCCAGAAGAUUUAGAAAGAAAAAUCAUCAUAGAAGAAGACAGUGAACGAAGUAGUGGCAAAUUUGAGAGACAGGCACUUGCAUUAUCUAGUACUGGCCUAUCUAUUUCAGAUCUAAGUAUGUCUUCGAUUGGAUCUCAUAACGUGAGUUACUCCUAUAGCAGCCAAAUGGGAUACGACCAAGGUCCUUUCGGAUAUCCAAUUUAUACAGGUUAUGACACCUCUAAAGACGAAGUUGUAGAUACAAUAAUACAUGAUAAUUCCCAAGAACCUCUCAUUGGCAAAACUCCAACUGAUCCUGACAAGCCAGUAGUAACUGCUGCCAUCUUUAAGCAAGAUUCUAUUAUAGGUAAUGAUGUUUUACAAGGACCAUAUUGUAUCGAGGGUUCUACUGAUGGCCCCUUAUUAUCAGAUGUCCAAGCGCGAGAGUUUAGCUUGCAAAAGUUACACGAUCAAAGGGAAAAGAAAAUAGAAAACGGGGUGGCUGUUCCUAUAUCGGAUAAAGUCCAAGUUAAACAUAUAAGCAGAGCUGAUAGUGUACCAGUGAAACAAGACGACGUCGAUGUUAAGAUCAUGGAAACUAUUACCGAAGAUCAUCCAAAAGAUAUGAAAGGGAAGAGAGCCUCGUUACCGGUUAUAACAACAGAUAUGUAUGAGUCUGUGAAGGAUGCCAUACACACUGGAUCACCUAAAUUUGAAAAAUUUAAUAACGAAAUAUCUCCUGGAGAAAGUUACGAUAGUCCCCCGAUGAUAACGAUAACUGAAGAGAGUGAAUCGGGGAAGUCUGAUAGCACAAGU
Messenger RNA from Brenthis ino (lesser marbled fritillary), 1881 nucleotides. NCBI's taxonomy places the organism in Eukaryota, Metazoa, Arthropoda, Insecta, Lepidoptera, Nymphalidae. The record is from the annotation of a GenBank genome assembly.